Messenger RNA from Helobdella robusta, 1242 nucleotides. RefSeq lists its product as hypothetical. Gene Ontology annotation, biological process: negative regulation of cell cycle; regulation of transcription by RNA polymerase II; negative regulation of cell population proliferation. Gene Ontology annotation, cellular component: nucleus. The coding region runs from base 160 to 423 and encodes 87 amino acids. The record is from RefSeq and is a predicted model, not a curated record. The transcript has a single exon. NCBI's taxonomy places the organism in Eukaryota, Metazoa, Annelida, Clitellata, Rhynchobdellida, Glossiphoniidae.
GAUCUACUUUUAAACAUAUUUUGUGGACGUUGCCAUCCUCUUAAAUUAAUCUUGAUCGCAAAAGUUUUAUUUCAACUCCACGAAGGAUAUCUCGCGACGAUUAAUUUUAAAAUAAGAUUAAAAAUUAAAUUUAAAAUUAAAUUAUAUAGAAAUUAAAAAAUGUCAAGCCACCCGGACGACGAAUACGAGAGUUACAACUACGAGCAUGACAAGCAUAUGAGUUCAGGCAAGAGUGGCAAAGGAAGGACCAAAAAAGAAGCCGAAAUGAACACUAACAGGCCAGAUCCCGGAGGUCACACACGGAAAACCGUGACCAAACUAAUGAAUAGUCACCAUAACGAGUCCCAGUCGGCCAGCGCUCCGAAAAGUCACUCGAAUCCACCACAGCAGCAACAAUCUGCUGACAACAAAGAAUUGUCAUAAAGUUGCUAAACAAACGCUAAUAAUCACUAAUCCUUUUGUAUUCCUGCUGGUUUUUGUUGUGGAAUAUUAAGUUUUUGAGAAUGUUAUUAGCAUACAAAUACAUAUUUACGCGUUACUUAUAUAUAUACAAAUACAAUUGUUAACUAUCAAUUUUAUUAAUGGAUACUAUGUAUAAUCCCAUCCAUUCAAGUUUUUAAUUCAGUGUGUUUGUCUUAUUUUAUGAUAUUUAAUUAAUAAUUCAAUUUUAUUGGUUUCCUUUUUUUGUUUCUUUUGUUAACUUGUUUUGGUGGCUUGAAAUUAUGAAUAAAUAAUUGAAUAAAAACUAUACAACAUGUGUACAUCCCAAUUAAUAUAUCCUAUGUAUUUGCUGAUAGUUAUCUAUUCUCCUCACCUCGUAUAAUUAUAAGUGCAAUCCUAUCUGCCACGCUCAUUCUAUUCAACUGAUGAUAUAUACAUAUAAAUUUACAUUACAAAUAUCAUACAUAAAUAAAUAUAUGUUGGUAAUAGACCAUAAUUUUUACAAUAUUUAAUUUACAGAAUAUUGUAGAAAAUAAAUUUAUAUGUAUUUAUAUAUAUAUUAUAACAAAAGUGUUUAACCAGCUUUCUUGUUUUUCAUUAAUAAUUUUACGAUGUACAACGUAGCAUGUAGUUUUUUUUACGACAAAACCAUCCAAUCCACAGCAAGCACUGACCUCUCCCAUUCCAUACAAUAAUAAUUAUGUAUAAUUAAUUAUAAUUUAUGAAACUUUUUCACAGGGCGUAUCGAUCACCAUGCUAUAUUGUCUCAAACAGAAAUACAGAAAUUAAAAGAAACAUGGG